GUUGAACAUGGUGGAGCCCAAGAGGGCGGUGACCAUUCUUUCAUUGGCGUUUCCAAAGAGGAUAGUAAAGCUAGAAACCAUCACUGACUAACAAAUGCUUUAUGCAAAACUUUUUUUUAAAUAUAUUUUUCACUAAUUAAACUGGUCCUCCUACCUUAAUAUAGUUUAUUUGCUUUGUCUUUUCCUCUUUUACAUGUUUUUAUUUUUGGUCUUUUUUAUUGAAGUGUAUCUUGACCUCAAAGUUGUAUUUAUGUAUACAAGAUCAUUGGAAGAAAGACGGUGAGGUGGUUGGGGGUGGAGUGAAUUGGGGGGAGGGUUAAUGCACACAACACACUGCAUCAAAGCCCAGCACUGCUCCAAGCAUGAUGCGUCAGCAGUCCAUUCAUGUUCCUCUUUUCCACGAAAGGACGCAGCAAAAGGAGACGGCAAGACAUGGAAGAAAAAGUAAAGAGGGAGUGAAGCAAACACAAAUGAAAAUCGAGCAACCGUCACGAAAGAAAAAGCAGCCCAUCUGCCUGCCUUCGCUAUGACAGACUCCGUGGAAUGGCCGGAUUGGUGCUGGGGCAUGGGUGAGUUAAAAUGUGGUUACAGUGGGGAUGCCACAUUCCAUCUCUGCCUAUUUUGUCAAGUGUUUAUCAAACCACAAAAUGUCCCAAAAAGCCACAUUACAAAGCUAUAAGAAUAAAAAAAAAGGAGCAGAUCUCUAAAAAGGUCUGUGCUUUAAGCUCACCCAACUACCUCAGGACACUGCAGAAAGCAGGAGGGAGGCAUAGAGAGCAAAAAAAAAGAGAGAGAGAAAUGGAGAGAGUGGGUAAGAGAGUGAGAAAGAGAGCACAAGUGAGCAGGAGAGAGACGGCACACGCUCUCUUUUGCUGCUACAUCGGAUCCUUUCCACAUCGACGCUGCUGUUAACGUCACGCCUGUGAGCCGCGCUUGCCCAGCGCUUGCCUCCUUUGCCUUGCUUCUUUCCCCAGUUGGAUGCUGCAUUAGCGAGGGGGUGCUGAUCACCGCAAAAAAAAAAAGAAAAAGAGGAAAGGAAAGCUGGAAACGAAGAAACAAGCCACUGAGAGGAGGGGGGAAACUGUGCACUGCUCUUCUCUUUAACCCACCUCAAUCAAACCAGCUACGAGACCUCCUCUCCACUCAUCAUUCCCAUCCAACCCCCACCCCAUUCUCCUUCAGAAGAAAUUGACGGAUUAUUGGGAAGUGUUCAGGAGGCAGGCAGCAGCUGCUGCUGUGCCUGCUCGCAACUGCCGCUGUGUGCUUCGCAGGGAUGGUGUCUCCUUGUCUGCAGUUGCUGCUGCUGCAACCGCAGCGACCGAGGCUGGAGCGUGUGGCUUGUUAAGAGGACUAAGAAGCUAAUGAAGGGAGUGUGUGUCCUUUUCAACCCCCGCCAAGCGCUCCCCGAGGAAUGAAAUAAAAAUUGAGAAGAAUUAAGUGGACACGAUGGCACAACCCUGAGAGAGCGCGCAAAGGAAAAAGAAAUGCGAGAGAAGGAGAAGGGCUGUAAAGACUGACCAACCGACCAACUGAUUGACUACUUAAAAAGUGAACAGAGGAAUACCAAGAAGGUGGGGGUUGUUUUUUUUUUGUUUUUGUUUUUUUAAAGCUCUUCAGCUUUCCCUCCAACCCACGACAAACAUAAAGGCGUAGAAGAUUGAUAAGGACUGUGGAAUUUUCAUUCAAUCUUUUACGCCCUCCUUUUUGACAGUUUGUUGCAUUAAACUGCAUGUGUGUUUUUAUGGUCACCAGUACUAUGGAGACCUGGGAAAGGUGUCAAGAAAGGAGAUCAACUGUCGGAUUCCAAGGACAAGCAAGACGAGAGGGAACGACAGCAAGAACCAAACGAGGAAUCGCUGCUGCUCUGGGAGCCUGACUGGAUUCCUGUCUGCAGUCUUUUUUUUUUCUUCUUCCCCUCAUCAGAGCGGGAGAAGAAAAACUCACAAAAGGCCUUCAAACCCUUCUCUUUGGAUGUAUGGAUUUACAAAAGGGCUCAACAUCGUCUAGAUUAAGCUCUUUGGCAUUGAUACUAAUUUUGACAGGGCAAAUAAAAAAGGGUUUUCUUUGCUGCUCUUGGAUACAAAUGCGUCUGACGUGAAAACCACAACUCUUUCUGAUUGCAAAAAGGACGGAAUAUAUUUAUCUCUGUUCAAGGACCUGUAAAAAUAACUUGAGAUAUUCAGUUACUCUCCCUGUCCCAAAACCCUCCAGACACCUGUCCCAAACAUCCCCAUCCUCCCCCCCAGAUGAUGCUGAAUUAUGAACGUGCCACAUCAUGAGUCUCCUGGGGCGGGUAGCUGUGCAUCGUGCCAGGAAAGCCGCCCUGUUCUGUGUAUUAUUCCUGAUGGUGCGAGCGUGGAGCAGCGCCUCCCUGGCCUUGGCGGGGGCGGCGGUGCCUCAAGGACCUCAGGGCUGUCCACCACAGUGUUCCUGCAGUAAUCAGCAGGGGAAAGUGGUGUGCACUCGAAGGGGCCUAACCCGAGUGCCCCCUGGGAUUCCUGCCAACACACGACACCUCAAUCUAAUGGAAAACGCCAUUGAGGCGGUGCAGGCUGACUCUUUCCGCCAUCUGCACCACCUUGAGGUGCUCCAGCUUGGGCGAAAUGCCAUACGGCAGAUUGAGGUGGGUGCGUUUAACGGACUGACGAGCCUCAACACAUUGGAGCUCUUUGAUAACAGGUUGACAGUUGUGCCUAGUGGGGCCUUUGAGUACCUGUCUAAACUGAGAGAACUGUGGCUGAGGAACAACCCAAUUGAAAGUAUUCCCUCAUAUGCCUUUAACCGGGUGCCCUCACUCAUGAGACUGGACCUAGGAGAACUAAGAAAAUUGGAGUACAUCUCAGAAGGAGCUUUUGAAGGUCUACAAAAUCUCAAGUACCUCAACCUGGGAAUGUGCAACAUAAGGGGUGAUAUGCCAAACCUGAGUCCCCUAAAGGGCCUUGAGGAGCUGGAGAUCUCGGAAAAUCUGUUCCCUGUGAUAAAGCCGGGCUCCUUCAAAGGUCUACGGUCUCUCAAAAAACUAUGGGUGAUGAACUCACAAAUCACCAUAAUUGAACGCAAUGCUUUCGAUGGCUUAUCUUCACUGGUGGAACUCAAUCUUGCCCACAACAACCUGAGUGCAGUGCCACACAACCUAUUCUCCCCACUCAGGUACCUGGUGGAGCUUCAUCUUCACCACAACCCUUGGAACUGCGGCUGUGAGGCGGCAUGGUUAGCACGCUGGCUAAGGGAGUACAUCCCUACCAACUCAACUUGCUGUGGACGAUGCAACUCACCUGUUACGAUGAGAGGACGUCAGUUAAUUGAAGUGGAACAAGGUGAGGGUGCAGCAGUUCAGUGUUCUGCACCAUUCAUUGCGGAUGCACCAAGGGACUUGAACAUUUCAGCAGGGAGAGUUGCUGAGCUGCGUUGCAGCACUGCCCCAAUGUCUUCAGUGAGUUGGUUGCUACCCAAUGGGACUAUUCUGACACAUGCCUCUUGGCACCCCAGGAUAUCAGUACUUAGUGAUGGUACCCUUAACUUCUCAAAUGUCUUGGCAGUAGACACCGGUACUUACACAUGCAUGGUGUCCAAUGCGGCUGGGAACUCUAACGCCUCGGCCUAUCUCAACGUGAGCGCAGCCGAGCUCAACACGUCCGUCUUGAGCUACUUUACCACAGUGACUGUGGAGGUCUUGGGUCCGACGACAGAGAUGCCCAAACCUAAGACUAGCAUGACAACAGCUGCUGCAGGAGCUGGAGUUGCAGGAGGAGGAGGAAUAGGCCUAGGGACAACAACCACAACUGCAGCUCCUUCUGAUUAUCAACCAGUUUUUAUCUCAACACCAACAGUGCUGCUGCAAAACACUGACAGUCCAGCAAACGCAGCCAAGCCAUCUAUUUUACCGGGACUUAGAGGCGUCACUGGCAAACCAGGCAAGUCUGGCCCAAGCCUGGAUGAAGUGAUGACGACCACCAAAAUCAUCAUAGGUUGCUUUGUGGCAGUGACAUUGUUGGCUGCAGUCAUGUUAAUUGCCUUCUACAAACUGAGAAAGCGCCACCAGCAAAGGAGCACAGUGGCAGCUGCCCGAACAGUGGAGAUUAUUCAGGUGGAUGACGAGGACCUUCCACCACCAGCAUCAGCAACCCAAGAGUCAUCUCUAACAUUACCUGAAAUACGGGACCACAACAGCAUUCAUAAACUGGAUUUUAUCAGCCACAAGACUGAAUACAAUUUUCACAAACCUAAGGCUGAAUAUAAACCCCAGCCGGAUUUUACAUUACACAAGCCGAAGGCGGAAUACACCACAUAUAAGCCAAAUAUGGACUUCAGUAGCCACAAACCCACAGCAGAAUACAACACGCACAAAUCAACACCUGACUUUAGCCUUCAUAGACCAAAGCUCGACUGCAGUCCAUUUAGACAGGACUACAACCCUCACAAGCAAGAAUACAGCCCAUUUAAGACAGAAUUUGGCAUUCACCAUAAGGUUAAAACAGAAUAUAGUCCCUUCAAAGCAGAUUACAGCACUCACCCUAGACAGAGAACCGACUUCAGCCCAUUUAAACGAGAUUAUAGCACCCAACCAAAAGUAAAACACGACUACAGCCCAUUGAAAUCGGACUACAACACACAACAUAAAUCGAAAUCUGAAUACAGUCCAUUCAAGACAGACUUUGGCACUCACCCAAGAUUUAAGCCUGACCAUAUGCCAUUUAAGCCUGACUAUAGCACUCAACCCAAGCUCAAGAUGGACUACAAUCCCCAGAGACCCAAGACAGAUAUAACCUACAAAACUAAGGAUCAUUACACUCCUCAUAAGACUGCGCCCGAUUACAACGCCUUCAAGACCGAAUUUAGCCCCCAUCAAGUGGAUUACAGCGCCUUCAAGUCUGACUUCAGUCCACACACUCAGAGACCGAAACUCGAUUAUAGUCCACAUAAAAUGGACUACAGCCCUCAUAAGAUGGACUACAGCACUCUUAAGCCCAAAUACAACACGUACAAACCAACCGGCCACGGAGCUAAAUGGACAGACAACAAUGUUGGUAAUUCUUUGCCUCGAACCCUGCCCAGCACCGUCACCACGAUGGCUGAGCCCUACGUCAUCAAAACUCACACCAAGGAGAAGGUACAAGAGACUCAGAUUUAAAAAGUCACCCCCGCCCCCUUCCCCUUUUAAAAGCUAUCAUUUCCUUCCCUGUCUCCAGCUCCAACCCAACUAAGUUCCACUCACGAUUUCCUUUACUCAUGAAAAUCAUGCAAUAGAAUGCACAAGAAAAAAAAAGGACAGGAGCUACUUUUUUUGUACAGAGUGCAAACUUUAAAAGACUGACGAUUUAUUGUUGUACAUGCUUAUAAAUAAAUAUAUAUAUAUGGACAAACUGAAAAUACCAUGGGUUGGUGAUAGAGAAACAUAUAUUAAAAAAUAAAAAUGAGCUAUUUUCUAACUUGUAACUUCUAUUUAAAAUGAGUUGUUUAAGAUGCUGUCUUGACUUUGACAAAUGAGGGUAGUAUUGUUUUAAAAAGGGGCAUUCUGUGUGAUUUUUACACCAUGCUUCACAGAAUGCAGUGACGAGAAAAAUAUUUAUACAGAGAAGACUUUCUUUAACAAAACCGAAAAAAGGUCAGUGCCGAUCUUUACAGGUUUAUCUUGUAAAAGCACCAAGAAUUUGUACUGUGCCAAAUGUUAUAAAUGCAAUAAAAAUGAUUUUUUGGAAGAAAAAAAGGACAUCUUAGAGAGCAAUGUUUUCUUUCCCCCUUUUUUUCUUCUUUCAGUUUGUACUGUAACGAUCUGCCAAAUGCUUUAGACACUGCAGUAAGAUUAUGCAGCUAUACUUUAACCCUAGCUGUGCUGAACGGCUCAGGCAGGAGGAAGCACGGCCCUAAAGAGGAGAGAACAUUUCAUUUUUAAACUUUAAACACCUCCUGUGAUAUGGUUUCCACGUACAAAGAGGUGAAGUUAACUCACUAUGGUCAAUACGUCAAUAAAAGACGUUGCAGAAUAAAAAUGGUAUACGCAGACAAAUGCAGUACUGUUGCAGUCAUCUAUUUUUAAAUAAUAUACCUUCCAACUAUGGAAAUUCUUACUUUUUUUUUUUUGCUUAGCAGUGUGUUGUAUCAAUCUUAUAUCCCACUGACAUGUGGAAAUACAGGGAGCAUAGCCUUUAGCAGAAAGAUUGUUAUUUCCUUCACUAUGCAGUUCAGGGUGAAAGGAAAGUGUGCUUUUAGAACCCCAGCUCUAGGAAAAAGCAAAAAUUUACAAAAAAAAAAAUACAGAUGGCAACACAUUUGAUGAGGACUGACGAGAGUACAUUGAGGUGAUUUGGUUGGUCUUUUGUUUAGCCAUUUCACAAGAUCUCAAGGUUUAAAAAAAAAAGUAUCAUUGCAUCCAUUUCAUUUUUUGUGUGUUACUGAUUAAAAAAAUCUAGUUUCAUAAAAAAUAUAUAGUCUUGGGUUUAUCAAUGUAUUUGAGAUACAGGGUGUGAAGAACAUUAAUACCCUUAAGGCUCCACUAGAAUUUAAGCAACUAACUACAACCUACAUGAAUGUAGUAUUUAAGCCUGUUAUAACCGGAGCAAAUUUCUUACAAGAAUUGAUACUUUUUUCUAAUUUCAGCAAUGCAUUUAAAAUUAAAGAAUAUAUUCUACAGGCAGAAGAUGGGCACAUGAUGACAAUUCUGUCUCAUCUGAGCUAUGCCAUAGAGAGAAGCUAAAGAAGAGGAACUUCGGUAGAUUUGAAUAGAAAAUGCCAGUGAAAAUGACUAAAACUUAACAUUUUAGUUACAUUUGUGUUAAUUUGAUCUGAUACAGGGAUUUGAAUCCAACACUGAGCCUGUUUAAUAGCUUCCAAAACUAAGCUUUUAUUUGACUGCUUUGUUGAGACUAUCAAAAAUUAAGCAAAAGAUUAUGACUUCAGACCUGGUCAAAAUGUAUUAAAUUCUAUUUAAGGUUUUACUCGGUUUUAUUAACAUCCUCUAAAUGUGAUUUGAAAGCAUGAUUUUUUUCUUUUUCCUCAAAGCAUGCAGUGCUAUGUGGUCACAUACUUGCCUGGCUGUUCUAUAAAAGGCUCCUUCACCCUAAUCGGUUAAAAUGGCUACAGGGUCAUCAAUCAGCCAAUCAGCUGGCCAGCCACUGGAGGGCCUGUCUCCAUGGGAAACACUUCUCCUCAGCCCCUCUUUUGCCACAACAUUUUUUUCUUCCUGUGUGCUUCAUUAGCAAUCAUGAAGCCACUGGAAAACGGAAGCACGGCAAGAUGGACUUAUUGAGCCACAGUUUUCAGAGGGCAAGGAGCGUAAAUUUAUAUAUUUGGUAGUGGUGUUCUAUUCUAAAAUUAUCGGGAUUUCAGAAUUCUGUCAAAAAUGAGAAAAUGGAGUCAAGGCAUAAAUGGAUAGGGGAGUGACUAAACUGUAUGUAGCAGAAAAGAAGUAAAUGAAAAUAGCGCUGGUAUGGAAAUGUGAGCAAAGGAAAUCUACACAGAAGACGAAAGAAAAAAAA
Oryzias melastigma (Indian medaka) is the source of this 7475-nucleotide messenger RNA. It is a transcript of the gene lrrc4.1, whose product is annotated as leucine rich repeat containing 4.1. The transcript has 2 exons. The record is from RefSeq and is a predicted model, not a curated record. NCBI's taxonomy places the organism in Eukaryota, Metazoa, Chordata, Actinopteri, Beloniformes, Adrianichthyidae. The coding region runs from base 2276 to 5131 and encodes 951 amino acids. Gene Ontology annotation, molecular function: protein binding. Gene Ontology annotation, cellular component: glutamatergic synapse; plasma membrane; postsynaptic density membrane. Gene Ontology annotation, biological process: postsynaptic density protein 95 clustering; excitatory synapse assembly; modulation of chemical synaptic transmission.